AUGGUGGAUUCAAUGCUAAGCAAGUUAAGGAAAAUGUUAUGUGGUAAGACAGGCAGUGUCAUGUCCAUGCUUUUCAUGACUUCUUCCUUUUUUCUUGUUGAAAUAAUAGUUGGUUAUGCAACAAACUCAAUGGCUCUUGUAGCUGACUCUUUUCACAUGUUAUCCGACGUUAUUUCGCUGAUAAUCGGCUUUUUCGCUUUGAGAUUCUCCAAACGCAGCCAUCGAACUGAGAGAAACACUUUCGGCUGGCAACGGGCUGAGGUUUUGGGUGCCUUGGUAAACUCUUUGUUUCUUAUUGCACUCUGCUUUUCAAUUCUCGUCGAGUCGUUGAAACGACUCGUGGAGCCAGAGUCACUAAAGAACCCAGUUUUGGUUCUCAUCGUUGGAGCGGUCGGUUUAGCGGUUAAUGUGAUCGGCCUCAUGUUAUUUCAUGAACAUGGGCAUGGGCACAGCCAUGGUGGUAGCAAUGGUCACAAGGAUAACCAUGGCAAUAAGCAUGUAACUGAAAAUGUAGAAAAUAAAAAUGUACAAAUAGCCAUUCAGUCAGGGCCACGAAGGGAAAAAGAGAGCCACAAGACUGUCGACCAUACCAUACAUGAAGGUGAGUCUUAUGGUGGACCAUGUCAUGUUUUUUUCCUCUUAUGUCAGGGGCACCCAACGAGAAUUUAGUUCAAAACCACUUAAACAUAGCAUUGUUAAACGUAUUUUAGUAUUUAAACGGUAGAUAUACGCAUAUUUUUAUCCCCGAAAUAUUUUUCAUCUGUUCGGAUUUCCUAGCUGAAAGUCUCGAGAUCCGAAAAUCAUAGGGACCAAACGUACCUUUUCGAAAAUUUCAGCCAGAAAAAAGGCUCCCGAAAAUUCUAGGUGAGCUUUUUAGGGUAAAAAUCCGUUAAAAAUGGGCAAUUACACCAAUUUUUAGAUGUUCGAAAAUCCUAGGAGAGGUAGGCAAGCAAGACAUUUUACAAAAAAUGUUCCGGAAAUUCUAGAUCUCAAAUUCCGAACAGAUAUUUCCGGAAAAUUGACGUUGGGCGCCCCUGUUAUGUGAUUUCUGUUUUUGCUAGUAAAUCAUAGUGGCACUAACGACUUCUCUGACAACUUUGCAUCAAGGCAAUGAAGAGUUUAAAAAAAGCCUUUUGUAUUAGAUACCGAGAUUUAAUAAAUUAGAACCGGUCUAAUGUUCCAGUUUAUCAAUCGAGACUCUAUAGGCUCGUUGUUAUGUUUACUAUUUUCUCAAGAACUGGAAUGUUCGUUUUGAUGAACUUUUAGACUAAAUUGCAGUUAUAAUAUCGUGGUGAUUAUAAAUAAUACUAUCAUAUAACUACGCUAUUUGGUAUAUAUAAUAUUAUAAGUGCAACGAUCUGGCUAAUUGACUUCUUGAGAGAUUCACGAUAGACUAUAAUUAACUAUAAGUCAAGAUGAAAGACUUGCAAUAAUUGCAGUAAUGAAUUAUAAAUAUUUUACAAAAUAAAUUAAUAGAACAUUAAACAGUACUUGCUGUUUUUAAUAUCCGUGUCUCUUUUUCAGAAAUUGGGUACUUAUUUACUUUUUAAAGGAGAAAGGGUUUAAGGCUGCAAAAUGAGACAAUUACGCUUGUGUUCGACCCUUUUUGACUUUUUUCAGGGGCACCCAACGAAAAUAUAGUUCAAAACCACUUAAACAUAGCAUUAUUAAACGUAUUUUAGUAUUUAAACGGUAGAUAAAGGAAUAUUUUUAUCCCCUAAAAAUGUUUCAUCUGUUCGGAUUUCCUAGUUGAAAGUCUAGUGAUCCGAAAAUUAUAGGGAUCAAAACUCGCCUGUGCGAAAAUUUCAGCCAGAAAAAAGGCUCCCGAAAAUUCUAGGUGACCUUUUUAGGGUGAAAAUCCGUUAAAAAUAGGCAAUUAUACCAUUUUUUAGAUGUUCGAAAAUCCUAGGAGAAGCAGGUAAGCAAGAAAUUUUACAACAAAUGUUCCGAAAAUUCUAGAUCUCAAAUCGUCUUCCGAACGGAUAUUUUUCCGUAAAUUGUCGUUGGGUGCCCCUGUUUUUUGGAGCAGUGGCGAGUGUACUCGGCUGUCCAGAAUUCAAACUUAGCUAUAAGAUCAGCUGAGUGAGCUUGUUUAAAUAAUAAAAAAAUAAUAAAAUCCCGGCAGUGGGACAGAUUAAUGUUGUGUUAAAAGCUCGGCUUUAGUUAAGAAGCUUAAUAUUGAUGUGGGUGUUUUCACCCGACUUCCAAAAAAAUAACAGAAGUCAAUUCUAUUGACUGAGGUCAACUAACCUAUAAUCUUGAGAGAACAGGUUUCCGAUUUUACUAAAGUUGCAUCUAAGGCACAAUAAAACUGGAAUAGAAUUACAAUCCAAAUUGUAAAUCCAUCAGUGUUUUUUUAUGUGCGAGCUGAACACCCUUUGUCUCAAUCGCUUCACAUUGUGUCAGACUUCGUGUAUAAAUUUAGUUUAGUAUUUUUCAGUCUCCUUCAUCGUUGUUUUUUUAGGCACAGAAAAUAAUGGAAUUGAAACCGAUGAUGUAGAACAACUGGAGUCUGAUCAUUCAGCACUGGAAGAUGAAGAUGAAUCGAGGGAUAAAACUGAUGGCGAUGUAGUUUGUAAUGGUGAGUGUACAGAGGCCCAAAUGAGGAUAAGAACAUAGAAGACGAAAGUUGCAAAUAACGCAGUGCGCUGCCGACUUAUUGAAAAUAGUUCAUUUAAUCACUUUACUUUUCGUUUUAGGCAAGGAAACAGUUGGAAUUGAGACCAAUGACACGGAACAUAGCUCUGAUCACGGAGAGCCUGAGGAUGAAGAUAAAUCAAGGAAUCAUUGUACCUCGGCCAGUAAUGGUAAGUAUAACUGGACCAAAGCGGGACACGUGUUGGGGACUGUAGGGUUCUCGCUUGGCUAGUUAACGAAGGAACCGAGACUCUGUUCUUCAACUACCACGGCAUUUAUUCUUCUCAGCGCUAACAAUUCUUCUUCAACUACAACAACUUUUCUUCUACUAGCCAAGCCUGUCACCAGCGAAUUAAAUAAUCAAAUUGUAGACGUGUUUGUCUGGUUAGCUGACCUUGAGAAGUGAGAACUUCCCAUUGCGUAUCAUGUCGCUGAACUAGAAAACCGGAGAAUAGAAUACUCUACACCAAAGAACCAACUGAACGCUAGCGGUAAAAUUGCUAUGUAAGACCAAGCAUACAAAAGCAGGGACCUUCUGUGUACCUAGAACUCACGAAGGUCAGCUAUAAUCCCCAAACAGGCAUACUUCAAAGAACUACAAUUAAGUUAAACAAAUCGUUCAAUUAUACCGCAGCGAUACUACUAAAAAACUCAGGAACUAUCCGUGUGAACUGCUGUGACAUUGAAUUUCCUUAGACUAUCAACUGUUUAUGAAGAACAGCACGUACAGUACUACAAAAUAAUCAUUCGGAUACCCUUAACGUAAGAAAAACCUUAAAAAUACCAAAACUGCAAAAACAAAACUAAAAGCAACUACUACUUCAUAACCGACACACGCAAUACACAGCGGAAAAGAACGGCAACUGACGCAACACGGUACCGUAAAUAUACCAGCAAAAUACCACAAGACAGUGCGAUCCAAUAUUAUCUACAAGACCAGCUGGGCCGCAUGUCUUGGGCACCCUCAGAAAUGUCUGUUUUAUUAUUUUGCCUGUUUGGUUAUUCUAAUUAUUCUCCAAGUUAUCGUUUCAGGUUUCUCCUUCUCACAAUAUUAUGCCUUUUAUUUCAUCCCUAAGUUAACUUAUUUAGGUCAGAGAUUUAAUUUCAAGAAAUGCCAAUUAUUUUCAUCUCAGUCGUAUCUACGCUCACGACUGACGUUUUGCAUUACGACAUGAAAAUUUCUAUUCUGAACGGAUUAUGAAGGGAAAUUGGCCAGUAUCCUUACCUAUGUAAUCCAUAAAACAUUUGGAGUGUCUGACGUGUAUAGGGCAAGAGUACAUUUAGCUCGCAAUACCCUAAAUUAUUAGCCUGCGUAGCAGGCGCUUGGAAGGAGUGGGUACGAGAAAAAACGGGCGCGCGUGAAGGAGACACGCGAGGAGACACCCCUCGCGCGCGCCCGUUCUCUCUUUCGCCCACUACUUCGAAGCGCCUGUUACGCAGGCUACUAAUUUUUUGCUUUAUGAUCAUUCAUCCCUCAGGUGAAGAUGAAAAUAGCCUCUCAGUUUCCAGCAAUUCUGCCAAAAGUGACGUCAAAGUCAAGUCAAGCGCUCAAUUGAACAUGAGGGGGGUAUACUUGCAUGUUCUGGGGGACGCCCUUGGGUCUGUUAUUGUUAUAAUUAGCGCUUUGAUCAUCAAGUACGCCUCUGGUAAAUGGACAGUUUAUGUAGAUCCUGGUAUGAGUAUUCUGAUGGUCUGUCUUAUUCUGAAAAGUUCCAUUCCACUCAUGCGAGAGUCAUCAAUGAUCUUGCUUCAAACUGUUCCUACCCAUAUUAAAAUCAAAGAAGUGCAAGAUCGGCUGUUGGGUCAUGUAGAGGGUGUGUUAGGUGUUCAUGAAUUCCAUGUCUGGCAGUUGGCUGGAAAUAAAAUUAUCGGUGAGUUCUGAAUAUGACUGGUGAAUGAUCUGUAAUUGAUAAAAGUCUCUUCAGUUUUCGAUCACACAGAUGACGUCAAAAUGUGGCAAAAAUAAACUAGUGGCAAACAAGGCAAAAGCGAAUGUCUCUCUGAUAUUCUGACUAUAAAGUUUGGCGUCAAGAACAAAACACUAAGCGGGGUCCUCUGCAUGUUUUGUACCGGCGUCAUAACGAUAACAAUCUCUUCCCCAGAGUCCAGUCCGCUAGGGUAAGGGUAACGCGGUUUCUGGGAACAAGUUUUACGUCAUAAAUCAUUCUCACUUGUUAAAUAGGCCUCUUCCGAGUUCCAAAAACUCUCACUUUUAAAGUGGGGCCUUUUCACCUUUCUUGUCAAAAUGAGUUAUAUUUGCAUGAGAAUAAAAAAACAUUUCCAUAUCAGAGGCAGAGCACUUAAUCUAGUUUUGAAACAGAGGCCCUGGGGAACUCGUAAAUGGCCCUUUGCGCACGCUCCCACUUUAAUAACUGCCAUUACGUAAUCCGCUUUUUGCGUUAAUUUUAGCUUCAGCCCAUAUCAGAUGCCGAUCUCCAGAUGAAUACAUGGGUAUUGCCAGCAAGAUGAAGGGAUUUUUUCACAACGAGGGUAUCCACUCUACUACGAUCCAACCCGAGUUUGUAACUGAUGGCAAAAAAGGUAAUGAAUGUGCCUUGGAAUGUGGGCAGGACAAGGCAUGCGCAGGAGAGAGAUGCUGUCCUGAGGAGACUGGAACUGAACUAAGGAAACGUUCUCCACUGAAUCACGACGAAGGCACCAUAAAUCAUAGGUUCAAUAUGGUUUAGAUUUAGUUAUUUUCAAGGACUGUAUUCUCUUAAAGCCUCCAACAGAAUCAUUUAGAACACUUUUAUUUUAUCAUUCAGAUAUUGGAUUGUAAUUCUAGUUAGCGGUCAGGUAUCUGGAGGGUUGCUAUCAGCUCUGAUUUUCAGAUUUAGACAAAUCUCUUUUACUAGAGAUGAAUAUACAGUCGAACGGUCCCGGCGGACGGUCUCGGCGGACACUCCGUACAUUGACUCUUAAU
Messenger RNA from Porites evermanni, 5560 nucleotides. The record is from the annotation of a GenBank genome assembly. NCBI's taxonomy places the organism in Eukaryota, Metazoa, Cnidaria, Anthozoa, Scleractinia, Poritidae.